Molecule: messenger RNA, 1782 nt
Organism: Zonotrichia albicollis (white-throated sparrow)
Lineage: Eukaryota; Metazoa; Chordata; Aves; Passeriformes; Passerellidae
Gene: C25H1orf167
Product: chromosome 25 C1orf167 homolog
Source: RefSeq, a predicted model, not a curated record
AUUGGUUUGUGGGAAAUCAGUUCCAGUCUUAUAAUUCCCAGCCUCUCACCAGUUACUCUGCAUGGGAAGAGGAUUACACCUCUGACAACUCAGUGAGGAGUUGCUGGCAGCAAGCAGAGCAGCACUGCCUGCAGAGGUGCUUCAUGGUCUGGUCAGCUCAAACUCAACACCAUGUGAAGGCCCAGCAGCACUGCAGGCGUGUUCGGCUGUCUCGAGCCUUUCUCAGCUGGCACCAGUGGGUCAUGGAAAAUAAGAACCAAGAAGCAGCAGCAGCACUAAAACAUGGAGUUCAUUGUGUCCAGGUGGCUUUCAGCCUGUGGAAAAGGAGACUGGCCCAGAAAGUGGAAGCUGACCGGAGAUUCAGGUGUCAUGCUCACCAGAUGACUGCUGAUGCUCUGUGGCAUUGGCACUCCUGCUGGCAAAGGAGCCGUGCUCUGGCAGAGCUGCAGCAGCAAUGGGCCUGGCACAGCUGCCAGGAGAAGAAGAGGCUGGUCCUGCACACAUGGUACUGCCAAACAAGGAAGCAGAAAUAUGCUGUUUUGUUCUGGGAACGUUUUCUCCUGCACAGGUGCCUUGUCUCUUGGGCCCAGGUCACUGCAUGUCACCUGAGGCAGCGUGAAGCCCUCUCUUAUUUUAAAAGAGUCAGAGAGCACCGACUGCUGGUUGGGAGCUUUGUUAAGUGGAGGGACAAACUCUGGAGAGCUGAGCAGGUGCCAGGAGGGAGCAAGCACAAGUGGCAGGAGCCCUCUCCAGGUAAAGCCUGUCACCGCUGGCGAGUGGCUGCGAGAGGACAGCGAGCCCUGCGCCUGGGAUCUGUGACCACUGUCAAACAAGCCUGCAACUACUGGACCAGAGCAGCUUCUUUUUCCCAGUGCUUACGGCAGCGCAGCACCCUCAUAGGUGUCAGGAAAAGCAGAAAGAUGGCUCUCUCUUGGCCCACCAAAAGCAGAAGAGGCAGAGAAGAAGAUUCAACACCAACUGGACAUUUUCCCAGUGCCAUUCAGCGCUGGCUGGUGAUCUACAGGAGUCAGAACAGGGCUGAGAGGUUUCUGGAGAGACCUGAUGGGGUAGGAGCCUCUCAUGCUCAUGCAAGGAUCCAGGAGAACACAGCACGGGUGGACUUGGAGGAGCGGGCUAAGAAGUGGCUUGGGAGGAGAUACCUGAAGAGGUGGCAGCACACAGUGGAGCUGCACCGGUGCCAGCACGACAGGAAACUGCUGUGCCUGGCAAGGGGGUGGCACCAGUGGAGGGAAGGCAGCAGGGUGGUGAUACUGGCUCAGGUGCUGCACCAGCAGCAGCUGAUGGAGAAGGCCUGGAGGGUGUGGAGACAAAGAUACUUGCAAAGCUGUGUGGUGCAGAAUCUUCUGGAGCAGGAAGCCAGGAGCCUCCUGUCUCAGGCCUUUGGGAGGUGGUGGCAGCUCACAGCAUUCCAGUGUAAGGACAAAGGAUCCCGCUGAAUGCAGGGGCUGCCUGCAGCUGCUGCUCCAUUCAGGACACGUGGAGGAUCCAGCUCCUGUCACAACAAAGAGGUGGUCCUGUGCUGCCAAAAAAGAACUCUCUGCUCUUACAAUAAAAGCAGGGCUGCCACUCGGAUGACAGCCAAAGAACAACCAGGAAGAGAUUGUACCUAGUGAAAGGUCCUCUUUAGAGGACUUGUGUCUUAACUCCUUAGCAACACAAACAGAGAACAAUCCCUUUACCUCUACAGUUGUGAGGGUACAUUCUCUUCUUCUCUGGACCAUGCUUUUGCUGGAGUUCUGAUUAAAGAGCAGAAAAACCUUA